Messenger RNA from Lentinula edodes (shiitake mushroom), 2740 nucleotides. Its product is annotated as glycoside hydrolase family 3 protein. The record is from RefSeq and is a predicted model, not a curated record. The transcript has 5 exons. Gene Ontology annotation, cellular component: plant-type cell wall. Gene Ontology annotation, biological process: arabinan catabolic process; xylan catabolic process. NCBI's taxonomy places the organism in Eukaryota, Fungi, Basidiomycota, Agaricomycetes, Agaricales, Omphalotaceae. Gene Ontology annotation, molecular function: xylan 1,4-beta-xylosidase activity; alpha-L-arabinofuranosidase activity. Bases 319 to 2643 code for a protein of 774 amino acids.
CUCAUUUGACCUCCUCCAAUAUCGCAACGGACCGGCUGGUUUAAAAAGUAUUUACGUCUGCUCAGGUGAUGGAAGAAUCUAUGGGACUUCCUUUCCUUCUCCUUAAGCUUCCUCCGCCAACACAUGAUAUCAUCUUACACCACUCACGGAGAAUCGUCAGUUGGUUCCCCCAAAUCACCGCAGAAAACAAGACUAUUGAGGAAGAUACUAGGAGUUACAUGUGCCUCAUGACUCUUCAGUGCAAAUAUAAGUACUCCUCUGAUAUAAAAGAUGGUUUAAACCAGCUCCAUCUUACUUCAACGAACAAUCACUAUCGAGAUGAAAUCACUAAUCGGAGGCAAUGGAAUGAUCCUGCUCUCAUUCGUUUCUAGCGGCGCACUCGCAGCAUUCCCCGACUGUGCCAAUGGCCCACUCGCGAAGAACCUAGUGUGCAACACCUCCGCAAACUUUAUUGACCGAGCUAAGGCACUGGUGGCAGAAUUUACUGUCGCAGAGAUGAUCAACAACACUGGAUACGACACACCCGGUGUACCUCGUCUCGGACUUCCUCCUUAUGCUUGGUGGAGUGAAGCUCUGCAUGGUGUAGCAAGCAGUCCGGGUGUUACUUUUGCCCCACCAGGAAACAAUUUCAGCUUCGCUACGUCCUUCCCUGCGCCAAUACUUACGAGCGCAGCUUUCGACGAUCAGCUUGUCAAUGAUAUAGCGACCGUCAUCAGUACGGAGGCGCGUGCCUUCAACAACUUCGGCGAUGCUGGCUUAUCAUUCUUCACACCCAACAUCAACCCGUUCAAAGAUCCUAGAUGGGGUCGAGGACAGGAAACACCUGGAGAAGACCCAUUCCACAUCGGAAGAUACGCGUACAGCCUAGUGACCGGACUUCAAGGGGGCCUUGGGUCGCAGCUCGAUGGUGCCGAACAGAAGUAUCUGAAGAUCAUUGCAGACUGUAAACAUUACGCUGCAUAUGACAUGGAGGACUGGGAAGGAAACAAUCGAAUGGCGUUCGAUGCUAUCGUAUCCACGCAAGAUCUAGCAGAGUUCUACUCUCCAAGCUUCCAAAGUUGUGUUCGAGAUGCACAAGUCGCAUCAAUCAUGUGCAGCUACAAUUCGGUCAAUGGGAUCCCAUCUUGUGCAUCGGAGUACCUGAUGCAGAAUAUCACCCGUGAUCACUUCGGUCUCGGAGAGAAUCAGUGGAUUACGUCUGAUUGUGAUGCAGUCGGAAAUAUAUUCGAUCCGCACAAUUACACCGACACGCUAGCGAAUGCGAGUGCAGUAGCGUUACAUGCUGGAACGGAUAUUGAUUGUGGGACGACGUAUUCCAGCAGCUUGCAAUCCGCACUAAACGAGGGACUGGUCAAGGAGUCGGAUAUUGUGCAAGCUAUGGUAAGACGGUAUGGAUCGCUCGUUCGGCUCGGAUACUUUGACUCCCCCGAGGUUCAGCCCUAUCGACAACUGAAUUGGAACGAUGUAAAUACUCCUGCCGCCCAAAACCUGGCUUAUACUGCAGCCAUUGAGGGCAUCACCCUUUUGAAAAAUGACGGGACCCUCCCUCUGAGCUCGUCUAUCAUUAGUGUUGCUCUAAUUGGUCCCUGGGCCAAUGCUACUACCCAAAUGCAAUCCAACUACAACGGUGUAGCACCGUUCCUCAUCAGCCCCCUUGAUGCAUUCCGGACUGCAGGGUUCAAUGUAACCUUUGCUAGUGGUACAACGAUAAGUGGAACAGACACGAGCGGUUUUAGUGCUGCUCUAGCUGCUGCUCACUCUGCUGAUCUUGUUGUAUUUGUCGGAGGGAUCGACGAUACAAUUGAGGCCGAACAGAUGGACAGGUUGGAAAUCAGCUGGCCGGGGAAUCAGCUGCAGUUGAUUGGGGAACUGGCUUCAGUUGGAAAACCCUUUGUGGUUUUACAGAUGGGCGGAGGACAGGUUGAUAGUAGCGAUAUCAAAACAAAUGAAUCUAUCAACGCUUUGCUGUGGGGCGGAUAUCCUGGCCAAAGUGGGGGAGCUGCACUUGUCGACAUUCUUACAGGAAAACAAGCCCCUGCUGGCCGCUUGCCUACUACCCAAUACCCAGCAAACUAUGUUAACGAGGUUCCUAUGACAGAUAUGACACUGCGCCCUUCCUCCACCAAUCCUGGACGAACAUAUAAAUGGUAUACUGGCGAGGCGGUAUUCCCAUUUGGUUUUGGUUUACACUAUACCAACUUUUCAUUGGAAUGGUCAGAGCCACCCAAAAGAAGUUAUAACAUUCAAAGCUUGAUGUCUGCGGCCAAGUCGGGAGGUGCUCCCGUCGAUUUGGCAUUACUCGAUACUCCCUUCGAGCUGACCGUUAGAAACACUGGCUCUAUAACAUCUGAUUACAGCGCCUUGCUGUUUUCAAACACAACUGCGGGACCGACGCCUGCUCCUUUGAAGCAGCUCGUUGGGUACACCCGUGUCAAGAGCAUCGCAGCGGGUCAAAGUGCAACGGCGCACCUGAACGUGACGUUAGGAAGUUUGGCAAGAGUGGAAGAGGAUGGGGACAGCGCGUUAUAUCCUGGUACGUAUAAUGUAUGGGUUGAUACCGAUCUCAAUGGGCUUGGGGUGGCAGCGACAAGCUUCGAGUUAGUGGGAAGCCGAGAAGUAAUUACUGAGUGGCCUCAGCCUUGAAGAAAAGUAGACUAUCCUUAGAUUCAGAGUGUGUACAUAUUCCAUUAUCAAGGUCCACGAUGUAAAUGUUACAUACCCCUCUACUGAUGAUUCUCAU